AUGGAGCCCGAGGCUCUGCAAUGGCUCGGGUGGCAUUAUGCCAGUCGAAUCUACGAGCGUCUCAAAGCCACUGAUAAUCUCACCUUCAGUGCCUGGAGCAUCUUCCAAAAGGCGUUUCCGAAACAGAUCGAUCACUAUCACCAGUUCCAUGUUUCUGAGCGGGAGGCAUGGUCAUUGAUACCAACGCAACUACCUUCCAUGGUUGACCGGCUGGCCAAACUCGAUACCGGCAUGCUAACCUUCUUGUGCAUUCGAAACUUUUCCCUAACCGUCGACCAUCUAAUAGCGCUCACCAAGAUCCAUACACUUGCGGGCCUUGUUCUAGAACACAAAAAUAGUCCCAUGGAUCGAUAUAUGCCUGCAAUAAACAUAAGCCAUUGGGCACGUGCUGUCUGCGAGAAUCGUGCUUUCAGGAAGCUAAGACUACUUGUUGUUGGCAACUUCGGGCUUGGCAGAAAUGCUGUUCUACAAGGUGUCUCGAGCUUCUCUGCCUUGACUCUUGUUGGGGUUCAUCAAGCCGGGGAGGCAGGUGGUAAACCACUUGAUUCAUAUGGAGAUUGGCGCACAGGAUCUCCUCAAUGGUUGAAAGAAAAGAUCGCGGCACCUGACGAGCAAAGCCCAAUGUCGAUAUGGGUAAACCCUAAGAUAACGAAAGCGCAUAAAAUGAAGCUACUGUACAAUCUCUGUAUCGAGCAUCUACAACAGCCCCUGAUCACAGAGAACCCACAGUCAUCGAUAUCUGUGACCUACGUCUGUAGUGAAUGGUUCACCCAAGACGACUCAAUUGCAUGGUUUUUCCGAGAGUUCAAAGAAGGGAAGACCCAGCCAACAAAGCGCCACAAGGAUCAAGACCAACACGAUGAAAAGAACCCCGAUUCGAACAAGAAGAGGAAGAUUCGGCAAGUCAAGAAGAUGGACGUUGGCUCGCUUCUAAAUACUUUCAGCUGA
Messenger RNA from Cucurbitaria berberidis CBS 394.84, 948 nucleotides. RefSeq lists its product as uncharacterized. NCBI's taxonomy places the organism in Eukaryota, Fungi, Ascomycota, Dothideomycetes, Pleosporales, Cucurbitariaceae. The coding region runs from base 1 to 948 and encodes 315 amino acids. The transcript has 3 exons. The record is from RefSeq and is a predicted model, not a curated record.